GCCGCUCAAGUGCCACAGACAACAAUGACAGCAAUACCAAUGGAAGUGCGGUUCCUACUCAAGGAGCAAAGGUAGAGCGUGCCGCGGUGAUUGAGGACAAAGUGGACCAAAUCAUCAGGAAACAGAACGGCCUCAUCACCAGAAAACGGGACAAGACCAUGUGUUCGCACGGGCCACGUGGCAUGUGCGAUCACUGCCGGGCUCUAGAUGCAUGGGACGAGAACUAUCUGAAAGAAAAUAAUAUUAAACACAUGUCCUUCCACGCCUUUCUACGCAAGCAAUCGGGGGGGAUGAAGAAGGACAAGCACGUGUCACUGUCAGACACCUCGCUGCGGAUCAAGACAGGCUGUACCACACACCCUCCGUGGCCUGAGGGCAUCUGCUCAAAGUGCCAACCGUCAGCUGUCACACUGAAACGACAG
Messenger RNA from Sphaeroforma arctica JP610, 422 nucleotides. RefSeq lists its product as hypothetical. The annotation marks the transcript as partial. The transcript is spliced from 2 exons. Gene Ontology annotation, biological process: ubiquitin-dependent protein catabolic process. The record is from RefSeq and is a predicted model, not a curated record. Gene Ontology annotation, molecular function: ubiquitin binding; ubiquitin protein ligase binding. NCBI's taxonomy places the organism in Eukaryota, Ichthyosporea, Ichthyophonida. Gene Ontology annotation, cellular component: nucleus.